Messenger RNA from Xyrauchen texanus (razorback sucker), 2226 nucleotides. Its product is annotated as gastrula zinc finger protein XlCGF57.1-like. Gene Ontology annotation, biological process: regulation of transcription by RNA polymerase II. Gene Ontology annotation, molecular function: DNA-binding transcription activator activity, RNA polymerase II-specific; RNA polymerase II cis-regulatory region sequence-specific DNA binding. Gene Ontology annotation, cellular component: nucleus. The transcript has 2 exons. Bases 205 to 1419 code for a protein of 404 amino acids. Lineage: Eukaryota; Metazoa; Chordata; Actinopteri; Cypriniformes; Catostomidae. The record is from RefSeq and is a predicted model, not a curated record.
GGAAGAUGAUGAUGAUGAUGAUGAUGAUGAUGAAGAAGAUUCUCCCCGCUGAAUGAGAAACAAUAUGUGACUUUCAUCGGUUUUAUUUCUACAGUGACUUCACAAGUUUUAUUUCCGGUGUUUAUUUUCGGCGGGAGAAUUGCGAGUUGUCUGUAACGCAGUAAAACUCCAGGAAACAAGUGAAAUCUGUGUGACACUGUAAAGAUGUUUAUUAAAGAGGAGAGUGAAGAUAUGGCUUAUCCAGAAGCAUGCAGAAUUAAAACCGAACACACUGACGAACAAACAGACUUGAUGGGAAUGAAAGAGGAACAUCAAAAGCCGAUAGAAGUGAAAGAAGAAAGUCAAGAACUGAAUGAAGUGAAGGAGGAACAUCAGUAUCAGAAUCCUCAUCAUUUCAUAACUGGAGAAAAAUAUUUUAGUUGCUCACAGACAGAAGCAUUUUCACAGAAGAAUUCCUCACAAAAUAAAACUCAACCAGAAGAUUCCUUCACAUGUCCUCAGUAUGGAAAGAGAUUUACACGAAAAGAAAGUCUUCAGAAACAUAAAAUGUUUCACACUGGAGAAAAGCCUUUCACGUACCUUCAGUGUGGUAAUAGUUUCACAUGUAAAGGAUCCCUUAAUGUGCACAUCCUAAUUCACACUGGAGAGAAACCUUUCACAUGCCAUCAGUGUGGAAAGAGUUUCAGAGUGAAAGGAAAACUUAAAAAGCACAUGAGAAUUCACACAGGAGAUAGACCUUACACAUGCCUUCAGUGUGGAAAUGGUUACAUAGACAAAUUAUCCCUUAAAAGACACAUGCUAUUUCACACUGGAGAAAAGCCUUUCACGUGCCCUCAGUGUGGAAAGAGUUUCACACAGAAAGGAAAACUUAAAAAGCACAUGAGAAUUCACACUGGAGAGAGGCCUUUUGCAUGCCUUCAGUGUGGGAAGAGUUACAUAGAGAAAUUAGCCCUUAAAAGACACAUGCUAUUUCACACUGGAGAGAAGCCUUUUAAAUGCCUUCUGUGUGGUAAUAGUUUCACGUCUGUAGGAUCCCUUAAAGAGCACAUGAGAAUUCACACUGGAGAGAAACCUUUCACAUGCCAUCAGUGUGGGAAGAGUUUUGCACACAGAUCCGGCCUUAAAGAUCAUGUAAGGUGUCACACCGGAGAGAAGCCUUACACAUGCCAUCAGUGUGGAAGAAGCUUCACGAAUAGAGGAGGCCGAUAUACUCAUAUGAGAAGUCACACUGGAGAGAAGCCUUUUGUAUGCUCUCAGUGUGGGAAGAGUUUUUUGCGUAAAGCAUGCCUUGGCAUUCACAUGAGAAUUCACACUGGAGAGAGGCCUUAUGCAUGCUUUCAGUGUGGAAAGUGUUUCAUUCAGUCAAAUGCCUUAAAACAACAUGAGAAAUUGCAUACAAGAGAGAAGUCAAAGCAGUGACCUUAAUGUGGGAAAGUUUCCGUCAAGUCAUCAUAGUAAAAAAACUUUGCUCAGAGUAAUUUGCAGGUAAUCAUUGAUGGAUCUAUAUGUGUUUUCUUAUUAUAUUAAUACAUUUUCUAUUUUUCUUUAUACUACAAGGUGCAAGUAACAUGUAAUCUGAGCGGUGACUGAGGGUCUGUAUAUCAGGAAUGCAAUAACAGAGAUUCCAGAGAACAUUCAUUUAUAUUGUACUGCAUUUAUUACAUAAUUAAACAACUAUAUUAUAACCACUUGAUUUUAUAAAAAUUCAGUCAUUGUUUUUCAUGUGAUUUUCAUGUACUGACCUUGUCUUGACUGUUUGUGUGUGUGUGUGUGUCUCUCUGAAGAUUAGCAGGCACAUCUCACAAGAUUUGUGUGACUUUGGUCAUGCCCUAGUUAGGGGAAUAUAAGACGCAGCUGUUGUUUUGUUGUUCAGUUCACUUGUUCUCCAUUUCUUCAUUUUUGUAUACCAGUUUUGUUCUUGCUUGAGCACUAAUGAAAGCCACUCUUCUUAAGCCCUUCAUCCUCUGCCUUCUGUUGUCGUCUUUUUGGCUUAAGAGAGAAACAUUACUGAUCUAUGUAUUAUGAUACAACAUGGCGCCGCAGAUGGCCGCCUCGGUGUGGAGCUCUUCAAUUCUUUUGUUGUUUUUGUUAGUUUGUCCUGUGUUUAGCAAUCUUUUACCAAUCAGUUUUACCAGGGACGAACUGCUGAACAUUCAGCAGCACAUACCAGAUAAUCUUUUCCCGGUUUUUCAAUAUUCGGACGUUUUGCUGGACAUUUUAGUUGGA